Stegostoma tigrinum is the source of this 2276-nucleotide messenger RNA. RefSeq names its product calpain-1 catalytic subunit-like. Lineage: Eukaryota; Metazoa; Chordata; Chondrichthyes; Orectolobiformes; Stegostomatidae. The coding region runs from base 1 to 1545 and encodes 514 amino acids. The record is from RefSeq and is a predicted model, not a curated record. Gene Ontology annotation, biological process: proteolysis. Gene Ontology annotation, cellular component: cytoplasm. Gene Ontology annotation, molecular function: calcium-dependent cysteine-type endopeptidase activity; calcium ion binding. The transcript is spliced from 18 exons.
AUGUGGUUGAAUGGCUCCUAUGAAGCCCUGUCGGGGGGCAGUACCACUGAGGGGUUUGAGGAUUUUACGGGGGGUGUGGCCGAAAUGUACGAACUCCGGAACGCUCCGCAGGAUCUCUACACCAUCAUCAGGAAGGCGCUGGAUAGAGGAUCCCUGCUCGGCUGCUCCAUCGAUAUCACCAGUGCCUUUGACAUGGAGGCUGUGACCUUCAAGAAGCUGGUCAAAGGUCACGCCUACUCGGUAACUGGGGUCAAAGAGGUCGGUUAUCGGGGUCGGAUGGAGAGACUGAUCCGGGUUCGGAAUCCCUGGGGACAAGUGGAAUGGACCGGAGCAUGGAGCGACAAUUCCUCGGAAUGGAAUUACAUUGAUGAGGACGAGCGUGAAGGGAUGGUGCAAAUGGAAGAUGGAGAGUUCUGGAUGGCAUUCCCUGAAUUCCUGCGGCAGUUUUCUCGGCUGGAGAUCUGUAACCUGACACCGGAUACCCUGGACGAUGAGGAGAUGAAGAAGUGGAACAUGUCUGUGUUUAAUGGCUCUUGGCGUCGAGGGAGCACCGCGGGAGGCUGCCGCAACCACCCUGCUACGUUCUGGAUCAAUCCGCAGUUUAAAGUUAAGUUGGAGGAAGAGGAUGAUGAUCCUGAUGACAAUGAGCUUGCUUGCAGCUUCCUGUGUGCCCUGAUGCAGAAAGACCGUCGCAGAUACCGCCGCCACGGGCAGGACAUGCACACCAUCGGCUUCGCCAUCUACGAGGUUCCAGAAGAGUAUCAUGGCUGUCAGAACAUCCAUUUGAAGAAGGAUUUUUUCCUCACUCACAGCUCAUGUGCUCGAUCGGAAACUUUCAUUAACUUGCGUGAGGUCAGUAACCGCAUCAAGCUGCCCCCUGGGGAAUAUGUGAUCGUCCCCUCAACCUUCGACCCCAGCAAGGAAGCUGACUUUGUUCUCAGGGUCUUCACUGAGAAGCAGGCAGACUCCGAGGAGCUGGAUGACCCGAUCACAGCAGACUUGGAAGAUGAGGAGGAGAUCACUGAGGACGAUGUUGAUGAAAAUUUCAAGGCCAUGUUCCGACAGCUUGCGGGUGAUGAUAUGGAGAUCAGCGUGUUUGAACUGCGCACUAUUCUCAAUCGAGUUCUCUCCAAACACCGAGAUUUGAAAACAGAUGGGUUCAGCCUGGAUUCCUGCCGUGGAAUGGUUAAUCUCCUAGAUAAGGAUGGUAGUGGGCGCCUCGGGGUGGUGGAAUUUCAGAUCAUGUGGAAUAAGAUCCGCACAUGGCUGGGUAUUUUCAGACAGUACGACCUGGAUAAGUCUGGAACAAUGAGUUCCUAUGAAAUGCGCCUCGCCCUGGAGACAGCCGGUUUUAAAAUCAACAAUCAAAUCCACCAAGUGAUCGUGGGUCGAUACGCGGAGAAUGACGCUCUGGAUUUCGAUAAUUUCAUCUCCUGCCUUGUCAAACUGGAGGCAAUGUUGAGGUCAUUCAAAGCUCUGGAGCAGGAGGAUGGGACAAUAGAGUUGAAUCUUGCCAACUGGCUCAGUUUGACCAUGUCUGGUUAGAAAUCCAUAUGAAGACACUGAGAUUGUGAAUGCCUCCUUCCUGCUUCUGAAGCUGAACCAGCCUGUGGCCUAUCUGUAGCCUGUUUGAUAGAAUGGCCCCAGGAGACUCCGAAGGAAUCUGAUUAAACUAUGCAAACAAACGUUGGGGGGGGCGGGGGGGGGGGCAGACACUCAGAAGCUGACAAUCCUCAACUACUGCCCCAUUUCCCCUGAAAUCCCCAUUUCCAUGGUUAUUCCCUCUCCCCUGGUAAUCCCACCCCCCUCCCCCCCCCAUUCCCACCCUCCGAGUGGGAUUGGCCUGGUCUGGUCUCCAAUGAUAACCACUAAAAUUGUCCGACACGCUCACAGCUCUUCCAAACAGCCCCAGGCCCAGGCCCUGCCCAGGUCCCCAGCAGCAAGGCCAGGCUGCCUCUUCUCUCAGAUCCCGCUCUGCUGGUCCUGAGUGAGGGGUGGGGGUGUGUGUGGGCACCUCUGGGUGGGAGCGGACCUGGGGACUGUGCUUUUGCUCAUUGCUGGCUGUGAUUUCUCAGAGCUGCUCUUACACCUGGUGCUGCGCUAAUUUUACUGACUGCUCACUCCGCUGAAGCGCCUCUCGUGUAUGCUGUGUGAUUACUUUCGGCAUUGACCCUCUGGUCAGGAGCUAUGAAAGUUUAAAACUGUGCUUACAGUCUGCAGACGAUGUUAAAUUUGAGAUUAAAUCAGUAAAGGACCAAUUAAGUCAUUGCAACCUC